AUGCAGAAACAAAUCAGGAGACGCUGGAUCCACGUAAGCAUCGUAAUACAGCCACGAUGGAUGCCAGCUGACGAUCUCAGGCUAUCGUCGUGUAGCCAAGCAUCACCAUGCUACUUUCUUUGUUCUUGGUCGAGUAUGAUGACCACUCUCUUUAUUUACAAAGAUAGCUGACUAGAUAACUAGGUUUUUAAGAUGCUCUGGACAGAACCUGUAGGUCAAGCCAAUCCCGGCAAGACCCGAAACUCUACACACUUCAGUACUGUUCUCUACGGCCAAACGGCUUUCAGUGAGAUACGUCGAUUUGUUGUCGUACGGAACAAAGGCGACUUCAGCCAAUGCAUCCCGAUCCAAACUUACAAAGGUCAAGGUGCCACUAAGCAAGGCCUAAUCGUGGAUGACCAUGGGGUUAUACACACAACAGCUUCAGCACCCGACCUACUCCCCGGGGAGAAACUCACAAAGUACUCGGUACAAGUUCAACCCUACAAGGACGAAAGGCUGGAGCCAGAGAGCCGUGUCAACUAUGGCAAAGCAUAUGCCGUGGAACACAACGUCAAGGUACUCGAGGUAGGAAUGGUACUAGAAGGUCACCGGUACCUGAUCCAGCAAUAUUUCGAUAGCGCGAUGAGGAGUCAGUAGUAACAGUGUGGACGCUGUUCGCAUACGUAGAUCACCGUGAUUUCUUCUUCCCCAUUUGGUCAUUGGUCAGGAAGUACUGCAACAUACGCAGGCUUCUACGAUUGCUUCUCGAUUGCCGCUACUGAUUUUUUCCAGCACUUUCCUUAUCGUUUCCAGUGAGAUUGCUA
This is a messenger RNA of Alternaria alternata, 806 nucleotides long. RefSeq lists its product as hypothetical. Lineage: Eukaryota; Fungi; Ascomycota; Dothideomycetes; Pleosporales; Pleosporaceae. The transcript is spliced from 2 exons. Bases 193 to 639 code for a protein of 148 amino acids. The record is from RefSeq and is a predicted model, not a curated record.